Molecule: messenger RNA, 3327 nt
Organism: Limanda limanda (common dab)
Lineage: Eukaryota; Metazoa; Chordata; Actinopteri; Pleuronectiformes; Pleuronectidae
Product: oocyte zinc finger protein XlCOF6-like
Exons: 4
Coding region: 134-2497 (787 amino acids)
Biological process (GO): regulation of transcription by RNA polymerase II
Molecular function (GO): DNA-binding transcription factor activity; RNA polymerase II cis-regulatory region sequence-specific DNA binding
Source: RefSeq, a predicted model, not a curated record
GAGGGACGGUGAAUGUUGCUCGAACACGGAAGAAUUCAACAUCGAACUAACUUUAUGAUAGAAGUUUGGUUUAUAAUUUAAAAUGUGUGACGCGCUCCACUUCACCGCGGGUUGACCUCUGACCCUGGAGAAGAUGGAGGCUCGGUUCGGAGGCGAAGUGGCCUCCAUCGUGGAGUUGUCCAUCCGGGCGGCGGUGACCGUGUUCAGGCAGGUUUGGGAGAAAGAGGAGCCAAGCACGGAGCUCCAGGAGGAGAAGCUCGGCGAGAUCCGGGAGAUAGAGACGUGUCUGGUGGCCCAGGUCCGGCAGGCCUUCUCCCGCUUCUCCUCCGAGCUGUCCGAGGAGAACGAGGCUCUGCGGGCUCAGGUGCAGCAGCUGGAGGAGGUGCUGCAGAGGAAAGCCGGGCAGCUGGAGCAGGAGCUGGAGGCCCGGGUGGGGCAGCUGAGCCGGGAGAUGGAGCAGCUGGAGAGGGAGCUGCGGAGCUUCAGGACCCAGGCGCAGGGAGGAGCGGGUCCCAGUCCGCUGCCUGAGGGACCAGUGACGGGUUCAGCAGACAGCGAGGUCGCUGCCAGCUCCACGGCUGCUCCUCCACCUGCAGCCGUCUCCAUGGUGCCACUGGGCAGAGUCUGCUCUGCUCCCACGGUGCUGCUGGUGGGUUCCGACCAAGUCGUAACACAGGCCUCCACGCCAUCGCUGGCCGUCUGCAAAACCACAGGGACGAAGCUGGUCCUCAUCCAACCAGCAGCAUCGCCAGAGUCAAUGCAUCCAGAUGUCCCCAGUCCAACCUCCAGCCCCAGUGAUCAGGCCUCAGCCGGGGAGAAGAAAUCUGUGGAAGAGGCUCCAUCAGGGAGGCCGAGGAGGACGAGGAGAGCCACGUUCAAAAUGGAACAAGUUUCCACUGACAACAGCUCUGCAGAGAAGAAUAUCAAACCAGUCGGGAAAAAAGAGUUACAGACGGAGAAGCGUUUUUUCUGCGAUCACUGUGAUGUUGGUUUCCAUUUCAAAUGUGACCUGAACAAACACAUGAAGGUUCACAAAAAGCCGUUUGCUUGUGACCAGUGUGACAGAAGCUUCCUGAUGAAGAAGUCUCUGGAGAACCACACUCUGCGUCACGAGGUGGGUAAAGUCCCGCGGCCCUUCCCCUGCGCUCAGUGUAAACGCUCGUUCCGAAAAGAGCAGUCGCUCCAGAAUCACCUCAAGACUCACCAGAGGAUGAAACCUCCAAAGCCCUUUGUCUGCGAUCAGUGCGGGAAAACCUUCCGACUCAAACAGUCUCUGGAGAACCACCUCUUGCGGCACGAGAAGUGGAAGCAGAUGCUGAAGUGUCAGCUUUGCGACAAGACUUGCAGGACUUCGGUCCAGAUGAAGUGUCACAUGGCCGUGCACUCGGAGGAGAGACCGUUCAGCUGUGAAAAGUGUGGGAAGGAGUUUAAGAGCAAAGACACUCUGCGCUUCCAUCAGGUGGUUCACACAAACACCAAGAACUACAAGUGCACAAUGUGCGAGGAGACUUUCAAAUACGCCCAUUCGCUGACGGUGCAUAAGAGGAAGCACACAGGCAUCACGCCGUUCACAUGCGCCGUGUGCAACAGGUCCUACAGGACGGGCACUGCUCUGAAGAGACAUGGCAUCGUCCACACUGGGGAGAAACCGUUCACAUGUCACAUAUGUGGAGCGAGUUUCAGCCUGAACAACAAUCUGAAGAGGCACCUUCGCAUUCACACGGGAGAGAAGCCAUUCACCUGCAAGGAGUGUGGCAAGAGCUUCUCCGACAACAACAAGCUGAAGUCCCACAUGCUCAUCCACGGAGCCAGGAAGCCGUUCAUGUGCGAUCUGUGUGGGAAGACCUUCCUCUUCAACUGCAGGCUGCUGAUGCAUCAGAGGUACGUGCACUUCGACCGGAGUGAGGAGGCCGACGGCACACAGAGACUUCUGCAGACAAAACGGCGAAACAAGUCUCUGGUCAAACCAUUCAGCUGCAAAAUAUGUCUGAGAGGAUUCUGCACCACGUAUUCCCUCAAACUUCACGAACGAGGCCACAGCGAGCACAAGGAGUACCAGUGCGGCCUCUGUGGGAAGGCUUUCCACAACAAGUACUCUUUCGGCUAUCACCAGAGAAGCCACGCUGGAGAGAAGCCCUUUGUUUGUGAUGUGUGUGGGAAGAGAUUUUUCCACACUGCUAGUCUGAAGCAGCACGAGCGGAUUCACACGGGUGAAAAACCAUACAAGUGUGACCAGUGCGGCAAGGCAUUCAGAACAGACGGAAACUUCUACAGGCACAUGCGGAUCCACACGGGCGAGAAGCCAUUUGAAUGUGUGCACUGCCAGAAAAAGUUCCAUCAGUCGAAUCAGCUGAAGUCCCACCUGCAGAUCCACACCGGGCAGAAGCUGUACUCGUGCCAGCAGUGUGGUCAGGGCUUCUCCGACUCCAGGCAGCUGAAGAAGCACAGCUGUGACGGCUCCUGUCACGGUGUGAUGACCACCAGUACGCUCGGCUGAAGGGAAAUCAUGUGUUAAUAGAGCCUGACCGAUAUGGAUUAUUUGAGGGGCUGAUAUUAAGGAGUGAAAACAUUCUUGUCCCAAUAUAUUGGUCGAUAUGUAUGUUAAAAUAUAGAGUGCAUAUGUCAAUGUAACUACAUAGAAAUGACUUUGUGGAAGGCUCAUGUCGGUCAGGCUCCGUGUUAAAGUGACAAACUCCUAAUGAAGUGGCAAAGGGAGAAAAUACUCCCUGAAUUAGAUAAUAUUACUCAACUGAACUCAGUGACUCUGACAUGAAUAACGUGGUUUCAUCUUCAUAAUCUGAUGUUGACACUGGGUGCAGCUUAUUAGUGAAAUGAAACUAAUCUGUUCUGGUUUUGGCAAUAUGUUAAGUUGUUUAAGUUAUUAAGUAGAAAUACUUGCUGAUAAUAGUUCUGGGCUCUGGUAACUCCCACGUGUUACGCUUGUUAUAUUAGAUUUAAGGGAUUUAACAGCAGUAUUUAAAACGGCAUUUGAUAGUUGCAGCUCUACUCUCAUCCAGAGCCUUAACAGUAGAGGUCAGCAGCGUUGUUUGUGGCAUUUAUUAGUUUUUUCUUUCUGCUUCAGUUUUUACAUUUGAAGGACACUGGCCUUUUAAACAUCUCUUAGUUUCUCAUGUGUGCUGAUGUGUUGAGAUGAGAUACCUAUGUACAUAUUGUGAGGAUGAUCAAUUCCAGCUAUGCCAGUUAGGAACUGUUUUUCAUUAAUUUAUAUAUUGAAUUCACAAUAAUCCAUCAAGACGUAAUUAUUUUCUGAGUGUCAGGUGUGUACAGCUGGACGCAUCCCUGCGAUCUGUUUCCUGUCUCGUUCCU